This is a messenger RNA of Habropoda laboriosa, 534 nucleotides long. Its product is annotated as cysteine-rich protein 1-like. Bases 90 to 326 code for a protein of 78 amino acids. The record is from RefSeq and is a predicted model, not a curated record. NCBI's taxonomy places the organism in Eukaryota, Metazoa, Arthropoda, Insecta, Hymenoptera, Apidae. The transcript has 3 exons.
GCCCAGUACGCGCUUGACCACGCUGCCGAGAGGAUCUCGUUCCACGUUUCCGCAGCUGUAACCAGUGUGAACGAGAGAGACCCGUCAACAUGCCCAACUGUCCCAAGUGCGGCAAGGCUGUCUAUUUCGCCGAAAGGAAGACCUCUUUGGGCAAAGACUGGCAUGGUGCCUGUUUGCGCUGUGAAAAAUGCAACAAAACCUUGACACCCGGCAGCCAUUCGGAGCACGAAGGCAAACCUUACUGUAAUCAUCCGUGUUACGCCGCUCUAUUUGGUCCCGGAGGUUUCGGCCGAGGCGGAGCCGAGAGUUACGUUUACAAAAAGUGAAAAUCUCGAGGAAGACGGCGAGAACGAUACUUAUUAUUAACUAAAACGCGUUACCUGUACCGUAGAUGAUAAAUUUAAUUAACUAUACGCAGAUUGCCAUAAGAGUGAAUGCACAGUGUUUUCGUAAAAAUUUUACGAAAAGUAUGAUUGCAAUUUAUGAAAUAUUUAAGAUAAUUAAUUUUUUACAGUGUUAUCUAUCGCCUAAUGU